This is a messenger RNA of Aspergillus udagawae, 864 nucleotides long. RefSeq names its product intradiol ring-cleavage dioxygenase. Gene Ontology annotation, molecular function: ferric iron binding; catechol 1,2-dioxygenase activity. Bases 1 to 864 code for a protein of 287 amino acids. The transcript is spliced from 4 exons. The record is from RefSeq and is a predicted model, not a curated record. Lineage: Eukaryota; Fungi; Ascomycota; Eurotiomycetes; Eurotiales; Aspergillaceae. Gene Ontology annotation, biological process: catechol-containing compound metabolic process.
AUGGCUAAUCCUCGGUUCGACCCCAACUUCACCGACAAUGUCAUCAACGCGAUGGGUCCCAAAACCAACCCGCGUUUCCGGAAGGUCAUGGCCAGCCUGAUCCGCCAUGUCCAUGACUUUGCUCGCGAGAACGAACUCACUGUCGACGAAUGGAUGGCCGGCGUCAAGCUGCUCAACUGGGCGGGCCAGAUGAGCGACGACAAGCGCAAUGAAGGCCAGCUCGUCUGCGACGUGAUCGGGCUUGAGUCGCUCGUCGACGAAAUCACCUUCAAGCUCGCUGAAGAGGCCACCGACGCACCCACCGCAACCGCCAUCCUGGGCCCCUUCUUCCGCGCCGACACCCCCUACCGCAACAACGGUGACAACAUCGUCAAGGACGUGCCGGACGGCGAGAUGGUGUUCAUGCACGGCCGCGUGAUCGAUUUCCAGACAAAGAAGCCGCUCGUUGGCGCGACGGUGGAGGUGUGGCAGGCGUCCACGAACGGGCUGUAUGAACAGCAGGAUCCGAACCAGGAGGAGUUCAACCUGCGCGGGAAGUUCAAGACGGAUGCCGACGGGCGGUACUACUUUUAUUGCCUGCGUCCGACGCCGUAUCCUGUGCCGAAUGACGGUCCCGCAGGCAAGUUACUCGAGCUCAUGGACCGACACCCCUACCGCCCUGCCCAUAUCCACAUCAUCGCUACGCAUGGAGGCUACAAGCCACUCACCACACAGAUCUUCGACCGCAAGGACAAGUACCUGACGAAUGACUCGGUGUUUGCCGUCAAGGACUCGCUGAUCGUGGACUUUGUGCCUCGUAGGGAUGACCCUCAAGCUGGACUUGAGCUUGAAUAUGAUGUCAAGCUGGUGGCGGACCGGGCGUAG